Molecule: messenger RNA, 1135 nt
Organism: Mangifera indica (mango)
Lineage: Eukaryota; Viridiplantae; Streptophyta; Magnoliopsida; Sapindales; Anacardiaceae
Product: two-component response regulator ORR9-like
Exons: 5
Coding region: 251-976 (241 amino acids)
Biological process (GO): phosphorelay signal transduction system; cytokinin-activated signaling pathway
Source: RefSeq, a predicted model, not a curated record
AAGGACGCCAUAAAGAUAGAGAAAUAUGAGUGGUUGUACCAACAAUGUAUGCAGAAUCUAGGAAGAGAUUUUGGCAACUAAAAACACUUCCUUUAUCUCUCAUCGACCUCAUAAUAAGAACUCCAGUCUCUUCCUUCAUCUUUCAUAAAUCAUACCCACCAACGCACGCUAUCUACCUUCUCCCUUUCACCUCUUGGUCUUUCUCUUUAUAUAAACAUUCAUAGUUUGAAGGCAUAAUUCAUUUUAUUUAAUGGAGUUGAAAUCAGAAUCUGCAAAGGUUGAAGAUACCCAGCAAGUUAUACUACUUGAACAACAAAAGGAAGAAGAAGAAGAUGAUGAUGAGAAACAGAAACAGCAAUUACAACAAAGUUUUCAUGUUUUGGCAGUUGAUGAUAGUGUCAUUGACAGGAAGCUUUUAGAGAAGCUCCUUAAAGUUUCUUCCUAUCAAGUGACUUGUGUGGAUUCUGGAGAUAAAGCUUUGGAAUUUCUAGGUCUGAUUGAUAAACUAGACACUCCUACUGAUUCUACUUCUUCAUCUCCUCCGCAGUCAUUACAGCAAGAGGGAUCCAAGGUGAACUUGAUCAUGACAGACUUCUGUAUGCCGGGAAUGAGUGGUUAUGAUUUACUCAAACGAGUCAAGGGAUCCUCCUGGAAAGAUGUACCGGUUGUGGUCAUGUCAUCAGAAAAUGUACCUUCAAGAAUCAGCAUGUGUCUGGAAGAAGGAGCAGAGGAGUUUCUGUUGAAGCCGCUUCAGUUAUCAGACCUGGAGAAGCUUCAGCCCCAUCUUUUAAAAUCCCUAAAUAUGAAGAGCCAAACCUGUACAGAAAGGGAGGAGGAGUUGAGGGAGGACAACAACAGCAAUAACAACAGCUCUAACAAUUAUAUAAACAACAGUAAUAGUUUUAGCAAGAGGAAGGCUUUGUCAGCUGAGCCCUCAGAGAGGAGGCCUAAAAUGAAAGAAUUGGCAGUAGUAUAAUUUUGAUAUUUUAUUUUAUUUUGAUGGGAGAUUGUGGUGUAAUUAGUUUACAAUAGAGAGUGCAUUAAUUUUCCUAUAUACAUUGGUUAUCUACUUGUUUAGUUGAUUGAUGACUGACAGGCUUUUCUAUCAAACAUAUACAUGAAAUUACGAACCAAA